Messenger RNA from Benincasa hispida (wax gourd), 1665 nucleotides. RefSeq names its product laccase-22-like. Lineage: Eukaryota; Viridiplantae; Streptophyta; Magnoliopsida; Cucurbitales; Cucurbitaceae. Gene Ontology annotation, molecular function: hydroquinone:oxygen oxidoreductase activity; copper ion binding. Gene Ontology annotation, biological process: lignin catabolic process. The record is from RefSeq and is a predicted model, not a curated record. Gene Ontology annotation, cellular component: apoplast.
AUGAGAUGCAUUGUUUUGAUUACUCUUUUGGUAGCAUUGUCUUGUGGUGCUGUGGUUGAGUCUCUUGUCCGUCAUUAUAGCUUUUUAGUUUUGUUGAAGAAUGAAAGGAAAGUUUGUGGAAGGAAGAAUAUUAUGACGGUGAAUGGGAAGUUUCCAGGACCAACUUUGUAUGCCAGAGAAGAUGACACUGUCAUUGUUAGAGUCACCAACCGAGCUAACCACAAUCUCACAAUCCACUGGCAUGGGGUACGACAACUCCGAAGCGGGUGGGCAGAUGGACCAGCAUAUAUCACACAGUGUCCGAUUCAACCGGGCCAAAACUAUGUCUACAAUUUCACUCUACAUUCCCAAAGAGGCACCCUUCUUUGGCACGCUCAUAUCUCUUGGAUUAGAGCCACAGUUCACGGCGCCAUUGUCAUCUUCCCCAAGCUUGGUGUUCCUUAUCCUUUUCCCCAUCCACAUAAAGAAAAGAUCAUCAUUUUAGGCGAAUGGUGGAAGGCCGAUGUGGAAGCUAUGAUCAACAACAGCACAAAAUUGGGUCUGCCACCCAACGUAUCAGACGCCCACACAAUCAAUGGCCACUCCGGCCCUGUUCCUGGCUGCGCUACUAGCGGAAGCUUCACAUUACACGUUGAAAGUGGGAAGACUUAUCUUCUUCGCAUCAUAAACGCAGCUCUGAACGAAGAUUUCUUCUUCAAAAUCGCAGAUCACCAUUUCACCAUUGUUGAAGUCGAUGCUUCUUACACUAAACCUUUCAAAACAGACACCAUUUUCAUAAGCCCGGGCCAAACUACAAAUGCUCUUCUUACAACCAAUAAACCCAUCGGAAAAUACUUAAUUACAGCUUCCCCUUUCAUGGAUGCCCCUGUUCCAAUCAAUAACUUAACUGCAACAGCUUUUCUUCGCUACAAAGGAACUCCCAUUAAUCCCCCAAUUGUAUUCACUCAAAUUCCUCCUCAAAAUUCAACCCUUUUAACAAAUCAGUUCAUCGAUUCUCUACGAAGUCUCAAUUCAGAGAAAUACCCAGCAAAAGUCCCAUUGUUUAUCGACCAUACUCUGUUUUUCACAGUUGGAGUUGGGGUUAAUCCUUGUGAAACUUGUGUUAAUGGAGUGAGAAUUGUGGCGGCGGUUAAUAAUGUAACGUUCUUAAUGCCCAAAAUUUCACUUCUUCAAUCACAUUACUACAAAAUUCCAGGGGUUUUUACAGAGGAUUUUCCGGCGAAUCCGACGUUUGUUUACGAUUAUACUGGUAAACCACCGGCAAAUAUUCAGACUUCAAAUGGGACAAAGGUGUAUAGGCUUUGUUAUAAUUCGACGGUUCAAUUGGUAAUUCAAGACACUUCUGUGAUUGCUCCAGAGAGUCAUCCUAUUCAUUUACAUGGUUUCAAUGUAUUCGUUGUCGGGAAAGGAUUAGGAAAUUUCGAUCCGACUGAAGAUCCGAAAGUGUUUAAUCUUGUUGACCCAGUUGAGAGGAACACUUUUGGAGUUCCAAAUGGAGGGUGGACUGCCAUAAGGUUCAGAGCAGAUAACCCAGGGAUUUGGUUUUUGCAUUGCCAUUUGGAAGUACAUACGACAUGGGGAUUAAGAAUGGCGUUUUUAGUUGAAAAUGGGGAAGGCCCUAAUGAAUCUUUGCCGCCGCCGCCGAGUGAUCUCCCGCAGUGUUAG